Molecule: messenger RNA, 4255 nt
Organism: Pseudonaja textilis
Lineage: Eukaryota; Metazoa; Chordata; Lepidosauria; Squamata; Elapidae
Gene: STRN3
Product: striatin 3
Cellular component (GO): dendrite
Molecular function (GO): protein-containing complex binding; calmodulin binding; armadillo repeat domain binding
Source: RefSeq, a predicted model, not a curated record
AGAGUAAGGCGGUUGCUGUUACCCAGCAUGCUCGGCGUACCCCCCUCCCUCCCCUUGGGUGGGUGAGUGAAUCUGGCCGGUGGAUGAUGGAGCGGAGGCUGUAAUGGCGGCCGGCGGCAACCGUGAUAGAUGCGGCUCGGGUACAGCUGGACUUUGACACCCGGGUGCUCCUCUACGCCGCUGGGACUUCCUCCCUGGGCCGGACACUCCCCCCUCCCCGAGAGCACCGCUGAGGAUUCGGCCGGACACACUAGGCGGGAAGAGGAAGAGGGGAGGACUCCUCACAGACAAUGGACGAACAUCCCGGCGCCGGAGGAGGGAUCAUGGCGGGGGCUACCCCGCGACCUCAACAGCAGCCGCUGCCGCCCAUCGGAGGCAACGUUAAUUCCCAGCUGCUGAACCAGGGCUGCGCGGGGUCUAACAGCGGCGGUGGCGGGAGUCUGCCGUCCCAGCAGCAGUCUCAAGGUCCGGCGGCGGUUCAGGAAGCGGCGGGGCCCGGGAGCGGAUCGGAGCUGUCCCGGCCCCAGCAUUACACUAUCCCGGGAAUCCUGCACUACAUCCAGCACGAGUGGGCCCGCUUCGAGAUGGAGCGCGCUCACUGGGAGGUGGAAAGAGCCGAGCUUCAGGCUCGGAUAGCAUUUUUGCAAGGCGAGAGAAAGGGUCAAGAAAACUUGAAGAAAGAUUUAGUAAGAAGAAUAAAAAUGUUAGAAUAUGCAUUAAAACAAGAAAGGGCAAAAUAUCAUAAACUAAAAUAUGGCACAGAAUUGAAUCAAGGUGACUUGAAAAUGCCAACUUUUGAAUCAGAAGAAACCAAAGAUACAGAGGUUCCUACAGUGCCUCAUAAUAGUCAGCUAACUUGGAAACAAGGCAGACAGUUGCUAAGACAAUAUCUUCAAGAAGUAGGUUACACAGAUACAAUAUUGGAUGUACGAUCACAGAGGGUGAGGUCUUUACUUGGGCUUUCCAAUUCAGAACCAAAUGGCUCAGUGGAGACAAAAAAAUUGGAACAGAUUCUUAAUGGAGGAGAAUCUCCCACAUCAAAACAGAAGGGACAAGACAUGAAAAGGAACCCCAGUGAUGUUCUUGAAACAUUUAAUUUUUUGGAAAAUGCAGAUGAUAGUGAUGAAGAGGAAGAGAAUGAUAUUAUAGAAGAUAUUACAGAAGGAAAAGAAAAACAUCGGAUAAAUAAAAAGCAUAAAAUUGGAAAUGAAGGAUUAGCUGCUGACCUUACUGAUGACCCAGACACAGAAGAAGCUCUGAAAGAAUUUGAUUUCUUAGUAACAGCAGAAGAUGGAGAGGGAGCAGGAGAAGCACGGAGUUCAGGGGAUGGGACAGAAUGGGACAAAGAUGACCUGUCCCCAACUGCUGAGGUUUGGGAUGUAGACCAGGGACUAAUAAGUAAACUGAAGGAACAGUACAAGAAGGAACGAAAGGGGAAGAAAGGGGUAAAGAGGGUCAACAGGACAAAACUGCACGACAUGAUAUCUGAUCUGGGCGAUGAUGAGCUACCCCACAUCCCUUCAGGAGUCAUUAAUCAAUCUAGGUCACCCUCUUCUAGAAUGACUGAUCAUGAAGGUGCAAGAGCAGAGGAAGCUGAGCCAAUAACGUUUCCAUCUGGAGGGGGCAAAUCGUUUAUUAUGGGUUCAGAUGAUGUAUUGUUAAGUGUACUAGGCCUUGGGGAUCUUGCAGAUUUGACUGUGGCAAAUGAUGCAGAUUACAGUUAUGAUCUGCCAGCCAAUAAAGAUGCUUUUAGAAAAACAUGGAAUCCUAAAUAUACAUUGCGCAGCCAUUUUGAUGGAGUGCGAGCGUUAGCUUUCCAUCCUGUGGAGCCUGUGCUGGUUACAGCCUCUGAGGAUCAUACCCUAAAACUUUGGAACUUACAAAAAACAGUACCUGCCAAAAAGAGUGCCUCAUUAGAUGUGGAACCUAUUUACACAUUCAGAGCCCAUAUUGGAUCUGUGUUAUCCUUGGCAAUUAGUUCUAAUGGAGAACAGUGUUUUAGUGGUGGUAUUGAUGCAACUAUUCAGUGGUGGAAUAUGCCUAGCCCUAAUGUGGACCCUUAUGAUACAUAUGAGCCAAAUGUUCUAGCUGGCACAUUAAUCGCUCACACAGAUGCUGUCUGGGAUCUCGCUUAUAGUGGUAUAAAGAAUCACUUACUAUCUUGUUCAGCAGAUGGCAGUGUUAGGUUGUGGAAUCCACCUGAAAAAGUGACCUGCAUUUGCACUUACAAUGGAAAUAGAGAAUAUGGAAUACCCACAUCAGUUGACUUCAUAGGCUGUGAUCCUGCCCAUAUGGUGACAUCGUUCAGCACUGGCAACACUGUCAUCUAUGAUUUGGAAACAUCUCAGUCACUGGUAAUGCUGUCCUCACAAACAGAUUCUGGAUUGCAGUCAAGCAAUCACAUUAACAGAGUAGUAAGUCAUCCUACGCUUCCUGUAACAAUAACAGCUCAUGAAGAUAGACACAUAAAGUUUUUUGACAAUAAAACGGGUAAAAUGAUCCAUUCGAUGGUUGCUCAUUUGGAUGCUGUCACAAGCUUAGCUGUGGAUCCUAAUGGAAUCUACCUGAUGUCUGGAAGUCAUGACUGCUCUAUUCGAUUAUGGAACUUGGACAGCAAAACAUGUGUGCAAGAAAUAACAGCCCAUAGAAAAAAGCUGGAUGAAUCCAUUUAUGAUGUAGCUUUUCACCCUUCAAAAGCAUACAUUGCAAGUGCAGGUGCCGAUGCCCUUGCCAAAGUAUUUGUGUGACACAAUAAAGCAAGCCUGCACCUUGAUAGCAGGUUUGCCUGGACAAAAAGAGGGACUGCAUCACUGCCAUCACUGUCAAGGUUACUGAUGACACUACAUGUAACCAGCCUCAGCAGAGACUGUGUUUGGGGCAGGUAUAAAUUGGUCAGAUUAUGAUCUCGUGAAUAAUACUGGGCUGAUUCAUUUAACUGUAAUUACUGUAUUUUGGGGGUGGGGGGGUGGGAAAGCAACCAGUAUUUGUAGCCUUGACUGGAUACGAACUGAGCAUUUGUUCUUUAGGUGUGUCUUUAAACGAACGUGGAAUCAAAUCUUAUUAAAUACGUUUAUUUUGGACUCUGUGUGCUGCCUUAGGGUUAGGAAUGUGGUGCUCUUGUGGGGGUGAGGUGGGGGGGAGUGAGCUCCAAGAGUAGCUUUCUUUGCAUCUCUUAGUAAUUUCUGUUUAUCGGUCAAAUGCCACAGAAUCCCCUUUUAAACUUUUAUUUUGCUUUAAAGAAAAAGGAACUAACUUAAAAUAUUUAGCAUUAGUUGCACAAAAUAUUUCGAUAAAAUUCUAGUUUUUAUAUGUCUUUUAUAUAUUUAGCCUGUCAUAACAGUGCUCAAGAUUGUAUGGAUGACGGUUUUUCUGCAUUAUAGUAUCCUAAACCAGAGAUCUUGCUGCCCUGUCACAACACGGUUCCCUUUGUUGCCUAACAAAGCUCUGCUAUGUCCUUUCAAUAGGACACUAAUUCAUCAUCACUGCAUUACCGGUUUCCUAAAGGACUGUAAAAAAAAAGCGUGUAAAAGGAACACAGAGGAAUAAAACAUGUCCAGCCCUUCCAAUGAACUUUUAAAAUUAAUCUUGACAUCCUAUCACUAUGUGAUAUUUUGUACAUCUUACUGUAUUUACGAGAUUAUUUAUCAAGGUUUAUCCAUCUGGCUAAUGGCCUAUUAUUUAUUUCACUUUUUGUUGGACUUUAUAUUCUUUUUAUGUAGUAUGUUAAUGGGCCCUGUAUAUCUAUUAUGGCAUUCUUUGAACAGUCUAAAAUAGACUAAAAAUGGGACAUGUAAUAGUUUUUAAGUUACAGACAAACUUUUUUUUCCCAGCUAAGCGUCUGGAUUAAAGUUGAUUCCAAGAAGUUGUUUCAGAACUUCUGGAGUGAAAAUGUUUUUAUUUGCAGUUCAGAUAGAAUGCAAAAUUGUAGUUGAAUCAAGAGUCAGAAAUUGGCUGUGUUUUGAAUUGUUAUUCCUGCUUUUGAUUUGUUUUUUUUUCAGAUGUGCUUCAGUUUAUAAUGUAACUAAAGAUUUUGUUUGUGUAACUGCAUGAUUAAGACAAUAAAGUAUUUUUUCUAGUCUUCCACAAAAAAUCUUUUUGAUCAGUUUGCGAGUUUUGAUGAGUUUUGUAAGUUUUCUGUUUUAUGAACUAUGAAUCAGCAAAUUUUUAAGAUUGUACAACAUAACAAAAAGUACCGCUGUUUAAAAAGAUAAUGUAUAUAAAAUGCAUAUAAUAAAUACUAAAUGGUGUACCUGUA